AUUCACAUGAAAACAUACUACGUUCAGUUUUUCACGAAAACUCGACCGUUCCUUACGUACGUAUACGUUUGUUAAUACGUCUCAUUUUCAAAUUUAGACUAAAAUCGUACAAUUUUCCGCGCAAUAAUGGGCAGUACACCGUCAACCCCCGACAGUACAGACGAUCCUUGGUGGCCGAUUGAAAAUCAGAAUUUCAUUUUAGAUCAGUCUCCAUUAAAUGUUGUCGCAAUGGAUCGACAAGGUCAAAGUGCUACUGUAAUCGAUGAAAUUGAUGAAAAUUGUGAAAUUAGUGAAGUUCUUCGUAGUGAAAAUUUGAAUAGUGAAAGUCAAAGUGAAAAUAGUGAGGAAAUUUGUGAUGAGACUGACAAUGCUAACAAAGUUGAAAAUGUGCAAAAGAAAGAGCAAACGUUGGAGGAAUUCAAAGAAGAGCUUCGCAUUAAACGAGAAAAACGACAAAAUGCUAUAGCAGAUCUAAGAAAUGAAAUUUCGAGCCUUCGUCAGCAAUUAAGCGAAGAGAAAGAAAUGAACAGACGACUGAGAAGGGAAAACCUGUGUGGUUCGUCUACAAAUCCCGAUCUUGUGGGAACAGAAGAAAUAUUUGAGGACAUUGCCACGGCUAUCAAUGAAUACGAUGAACCACAUCAAAGUCAAAUAUCACUGAAAAGUGAGUUGGCAAACGUGCAAUUAUCAUUGCAAUUGGCCAAUUCAGAAAUAUUGUCGUUGCAAGCCGAGUUAAAUGUGCGCCAAAAGCAGACCGACACAUUGAAAGAAGUAAACGUUGUGAGCAAGCAAAUGAUCCAAAUAAAGGAAGAUCAACUAAAUCAACUUCGCGAUAAAUUGAAGACAAUCGAAGAAUCACUAGCCGAUCGAGAGUUGAAACUUAUGUCGGAGAGCUUGAGGCAAGAGUAUGACCGUCAGCUUGCAAAUAUUCGAAAUUUGAGAAGUUUGUAUGAAGAAAGAGCUCGCGUGAGUGCAGCAGAAAGGGAGAAUUUGAAUCGACAGUUGGACACAAAAAAGGCGGAAUUGGAAGCAGAAACUGAAAAAAGUACAGAUUUAGCUGAAAGGGUAGCAACAUUGGAAGCAGAUUUGCAAAAAACAAUUGACGAAUUGAAUUCAACGAAAGAUGAACUCAGUGAAUACAAAUCCGAAAACCGUGAACUUCACGAGGAAAUGAAAGUCAUAAAUGAACUGUUCAGUCAAUUGUUAAUGGGUUUCAAUGGUGGCAACGAUAUUAACAUCGACAAACUUUCGAAUAUGCUUGAGGACAAUCGAGAUCUUUUGAAUGAUAUCACGAAGCGGGAAACUUGUAAGGACGGUGCAGCUGCGAUACCAAAAUUGCUGUUCGAUUUGGUAACGCAAGCUGAAGAAAAUUUUUUGAGCAAAGACGAAGCAAGCAGUUCAAAUGUGGAACAAAAUGUUGAGGAAGGGGCAUCCGGACAAUCGAAUGUGUCAACAGCUCAAGAAAUAUGCCACAAUUUACCGAAGGUUUGGAAGGUGCUGAUUGAAUUGUUGAAUCACCAGAAAACUGAACAAGUUUCAUUCACUGAGAACGGUGAAAGUGAGGAAUGUUACAACUCGGUACAAACACCGACAGGUCCAAAAUUGGUUCUGAGCGUCAGCAAGACGUAUAUCAGGCUAAAGGAUCUCAUUCUGGAGAAAAAAUUCCUUCAAAAGGAAACAAAUAAAUUGAAGAACUUGAACAAUCACCUGGAGCACAGAUUAAGUCAUCAGGAAAAACGCCUAGGGGCCGUCACUAUCGAGCUCAAUAAGACAUGGAACCUAGUUGGUAAAAUGCAGCGACAACAUCGUCAACUGCAUACACAUGAGCAAGUUCUACGUUAUCAAUUGCAGCAGAAGCGUCGCAUGUUGAAUGAAUUAAAAGACGAAUUGGAAUACUGCCGUCGCAAAUGGGCACUAGCUCGCGAAAAGAAUAACGAAUCUCAAAGUCAGUGGAACGAUCUGCGAUCCGAAUUCGCCAAACGUAAGCAACAGGACGCUAACAACUCCGGAGAAAGUGGAUACAGUGAUGAGCCAGUAUCCGAUGAUGAUGAUAAUUCGGAUAACGAACCACUAAAGUCGAAAAAUGAGCGAGUCGUAGAGUCAGAUUUGGGUUCGUCAUCGAAAAAUUCGACUAGAGUGAGAAGCGUUUCGCCAGUCCGAAACGAACCAUCGAAAAAGGCAGAGGAGAGUGUAACACCACCAAUUGCCACAUUAUCCACCCAAGUGUUUCAAACCACAACGGAAAUUGUGCCGCCGAAUUUAACCUUAGAGGCAUCAGUUGUUACUAAGCCUGUAGAGAGCUUAGAUUUGAAAUAUGCCGCUAGUGCAUCCGUUGUGGUACCACAGACUGUGACAAAGAUUACUGUAAACAAUGUUUCAUCUGAGGGGCCUUCAACAUCUAAUAGCGGGGUCAGACCAAAAUGUGUCGACGAAAUUCGCCCGAGAUUGUCUAGGGAAAUUAGAAAGAAAUCAACAAAAGUCAAGGAAAAACGAAAAGGUGAAGAGACUCUAGAAGAAAUGUUCUUUAGACUUAGCGGACAGGAGCCACCACAACAUGAAGACUCUUCAAAUGAUGAGGAAGACGAUGACGAAGAACUCGACGACAAAUCGAAAAAUGACCAAGCAACAAUACUCGAAGACGAUGUUCUACAAGUAAAUCCACCUGCUCAGGUCUGUCCACCAAUUCAGGUCGACGAAUCACCUAAUCCCGAAGAUAUUUCUAAUGUGAUUUUAUCGGAAGAGGACGAAGAGCGCCGUGUACAGCGAGCAGCUAGAUUCAAGCGAUUGGAAGAACAAUGUCAACAACUCAUAACUCAAGUAAUUAACAAUUCAACUCGGGGCGACGAAUUAAAUUCACAUUUGGACAACGUUCAGCGACGGUUCACUCCUUUGAGAGAAAGUAGUAAAUCUAUCGACAAAACUGAUGAAGAAGGAGCUGCAGGAUGUUCCACAGAGACGGUUUCCAAAGACGACAUGGCAGGCCUAACUCAAAAGGAACAAGAAUAUACAUCCAGGAGAGCUGAACGUCUGAAACGGUUGGAGGAAGAAUGCAAAGAAUUCUUGAACAAACGAAACCAAUCCAAGCUUCGUGCCAACGAAAUGAGCAACAAAUUGGAUAAAUUACAUCAACGGUAUGGAUCACAAGAGAGCUCCGAAGCCACCACAUCUGAAACCAAAGAGGUUGUACUAACCGAGACGGAAGAGGCGUACACAGCUAGACGAGCAGAAAGACUAAAAAGGCUGGAACAACAGAGUGCUGAAUUAUUGGACAGAAUGGCCCAGUCAUCCAGCAGAGCAAAAAAUAUCGAAACUUCGUUAGAUGCUUUGCAUAGUAAAUUUGGAGACAAGGAACCUGGUGGUGAAACAAGUAAAACUGAUACGGAAACCGUUGAAGAAUGUAAUCUUAAUGAAGCAACAUUAUGUGUUAAUGAUAUGGCUUCAGGUAUAUCUGAAGAGAGUAUGCCUGCAUUACUACACUCGCCUGUGAAUGGUGAAGCUUUUACCGAAGAAUUAGAUCAUGAUGUUACCGAGGCCGAAGAUUUGCCUUCAGUAGCUGAGAAUAUAACUGACUAACCAAUUUAAUACUCAAGACUCUAUAAUUGUUAAUUGAAACCCUAAGAUACGGGAAGUGUUUUCAACAAUUUAAUAAAUUUAUUUUGUAACAAUUGAAUUAUGAGAAUGAUAUUUGAAACAAUAAAUGGUUUGGAAUAUGUCUGAAAAAA
Messenger RNA from Bradysia coprophila, 3722 nucleotides. RefSeq lists its product as uncharacterized. The record is from RefSeq and is a predicted model, not a curated record. Lineage: Eukaryota; Metazoa; Arthropoda; Insecta; Diptera; Sciaridae.